Molecule: messenger RNA, 336 nt
Organism: Trichoderma harzianum CBS 226.95
Lineage: Eukaryota; Fungi; Ascomycota; Sordariomycetes; Hypocreales; Hypocreaceae
Exons: 1
Molecular function (GO): protein binding
Source: RefSeq, a predicted model, not a curated record
GUAAAGCUGCUGCUUGAUCGCAAAGACGUCGAAAUCAAUUCAAGAGACACGAAAGGGUGGACACCUUUAUCCUGGGCGGCUGAUCAAGGGCACCAUGAUGUAGUAAAGCUAUUGCUUGCUUAUAAGAAGAUUGAAGUCGACUCCAGAGAUACUUCUAGACGAACACCUUUGUCUCGAGCAGCUGAACAAGGGCACCGGGACGUGAUGGAAUUAUUGCUUUCCCGCAAUGAGGUUGACGUUAAUUCGAGGGACGAGGAUGGAUGGACACCACUAUUCUGGGCAGCUAGGCAUGGGCAUCAGGCUGUGGUGAAGCUACUUCUUACACAUAAGGGUGUG